AUGCCCAUCUGUGCUCAUCUGUGCCUGUCUGCACUCGUUUCUGCCAGUGUCAUUGGGAAUGAAGCAUUCUGCUUCAAAUAUUUUUUGUGUCCUCCUUACAUUAAUUACAGCUCAAACUCUGGGCAAUCUAGGCCAUCUGGUAUCCAAGGACAUACUUCUGAAGAUUCAUCUUUAGUGAUCAUGGCCGAUAUAAAGAAUGAUUUCCUUGGCAGAAUACCAGAGGCAAAAUUCCAGCUAGUCCUUCGUGCACCAUUUCACCUACCUCCUAGGAUGAAGGACAUGGUGAUGGAUAUCAUCCUUGGUGUGUUCCUCACCCUUACUAUUAUUAGGCUUGCAACACAUUGUUCAGCAUUCAAUCCUGGUCAAAAUGCACCCUCAAAUGUGCUGGCCUAG
Molecule: messenger RNA, 393 nt
Organism: Suillus fuscotomentosus
Lineage: Eukaryota; Fungi; Basidiomycota; Agaricomycetes; Boletales; Suillaceae
Exons: 5
Coding region: 1-393 (130 amino acids)
Source: RefSeq, a predicted model, not a curated record